Messenger RNA from Diachasmimorpha longicaudata, 993 nucleotides. RefSeq lists its product as uncharacterized. The transcript has 4 exons. The record is from RefSeq and is a predicted model, not a curated record. NCBI's taxonomy places the organism in Eukaryota, Metazoa, Arthropoda, Insecta, Hymenoptera, Braconidae. Bases 102 to 710 code for a protein of 202 amino acids.
UUGGAUGAGCUGAAGCACCAUCAGUGCUUUCAAAAAUCCACGGAAAAUAAGAAUAGAGAGAACGAGCAAGGGAUAAUAAAACAAGAGGGAUAAGAGGCGAUAUGAGAGCGGUUGAGACAAUCUCGUUGGCAUUUGUCGCCUGUGUCCUUCAUAAAACUUUCGGUCACGAUGGUGGAAAUGUCGCAGUGAGUCCAGUGAAUGGGAUGAAACUUUUGUCGCGUUCACCAAGAACUCUGCUUUAUCCGAACCCUUCAACUUUACUGUUAAUUUUUGGAAUAGGUACCCCGUUGCAAUUAGACAGGGAGAGCGUAAUUGUCGGUGCAUUCACGAAAAUGGUGUACACAUUACCCCAGAAUUCUACAGCUUUUAUCGAGCCAGGUGUACAAUUUGAGAGAACAAGUCAAACUCGUUGGAGUAUCUACAAAAUAUUAAUGAAUGCUGGUAAUUAUUACGGUUUUGGUGGUAAAUCCUGCCUGCUGAGGGCUAUUUGCGAAGUGGCUGCUGCCCCAUUUGACCUCCGUCACGGCCUCUUUGGUCAGAUAAUUCAAGCCUUACUCACGCCUUCAAGUACCAUCGAGCCGUACGACGAGUAUGAGGAUCGUGAAUACCAUGCCGCUGAAAGACUUGGUAAGCACGUGGGCGAAAACUGCCACGCCCUUUAUCCAGAAUGCAGUAGAAGCGCCCUAGACGUAUUUUCUACCAUUGGAUAGCCUGGAGAAAAAAAAUCUCCACUUGCCAGGGCUAAAAAACUUUGUGACGUUAAGUUUUUUCUUCUAUAUUUUUAUUUGGAGAAAACCCUAUUUCUCCCUCUUAUUCUCCCUCCUUCAGUUCAGCACUCAACUUCUCUUUUGUUUUCACCGGGUGCAUUCCUUCAGCGAUUUUCAUUUGCCUCAGAGUAUAACCGGGAUUCAUGGAAUUCCCCGGGUGGAAGCAAUCUCUUUCUCCUUUCUCUUUUACUCAGUCCGGAGAUUUCGGGAUAACACCAACUUGUUU